CAUUGUCUUCCUCUGUGGCCAGGGUGCACCGAGAGCAUCUCCCUGUUUAAACCGGCCAAUCGGCGUCCGGCGGAGGUCUCCGCCGCGUUUAAACCCGUGGCGGCGUCCCAGCUGGGUUUUCAGUCCUCCGGCGAAAUCUAGGGAAGGAAGAGAAGGCGGCGAAGUGCCUUUGGCCAGCCAGUCGGCAGAGGUGAAGAUGAAUACUGGUACUGAGAAGGGAGAAGACAUUCUUCUUUUGGAAGAUGAAAAAUUUGACUUCGAUCUUUCCUUGUCUUCUUCAAGUGCAAAUGAAGAUGAUGAAGUCUUUUUCGGGCCUGUGGGACAUAAAGAAAGAUGCAUUGCUGCCAGCUUGAACUUAAAUGGCCAGGUUCCUCAGCAGCCUCUUGCAGCAGCCUCUGGCAGCUCUUGUGCCUGGAGCCCUCUCACUGGGGAGAAGUUUGUGGAGGUGUACAAAGAAGCCCACUUACUGGCCUUACAGAUAGAAAGCCACAGUCGAAGAGAAGUAGCCCAGGCUGCCAAGCCCAAAAAUCCUGUGAACCAGGGCGCGGAAAGAUUUGUGCAGGACUCACAGUUAAAAAUAAGCCUCUUUGAAAAAGAACAGAAGAGGGAGAAAAGCCCCGUAUCAAUUAAAAGAGAGACAUUCUGCCUGCCAUCCUCAGGGGUGCAACCCCCGUUUGGGGAGCCCCAGCUCCUGGCUUCUCCAGCCUUGCUCAGCUCCCCUGUCCCAGCUGGCCCUGUUGAGACCCAGAGCAACCAGGCUCUGCCCUGUUCCUCUCAGCCACUGCCAGGGGAGUCAAGUACCUCCCAACCUCCAAAUCAGGCUGGGCCUCAGAAGAGGCUCACCAGCAAGCUACAGCCACCUCGAGCUUUGCCUGUGAGAGGAAGACCUCUUCAGCUGGCUACAGAGAAGCUCAAAAAAGAGGUGCCAGCUAGCCUUCAGAGGAUGAAACUCCUGAAUGAAAAGGGAUCCCAGAGUAAUGUGCUCCCAGACAAACCCAGCAGGGUUCCAGAUGCUGCUAGUAGAGCAGGCCACCCAGGCAAGCGAUCACUCCCCGUUCCUAGCAAGUUGGGGCUGAAGAAGACCCUAUUGAAGCCACCUGGCCAUACUGGCAGUCUCACAAAGAAGUCCUCUACCUCAGGGUCUGCUUCAAGCCUUGGGUCUAGUGUAUGUGUGUCUCCAGCAGCAGGCAAAGCAAAGUCCAGUGAACUUUCAAGUAUUCCUGCUCGUAGCUCCCAGCCUCGGACAAGCACCAGCAAGUUGGGCAGAAUAGGACCCUCCACAGCACAACAGGCUCUGCCAGCAGCUUCUUCCAGGGCAUCUUGUAAACAAGCCAGAAAGGCUGAUGCUGCCCAGAUGAUGGCAGAGCAGCCCAAGGCCUCCACCUUGACUCCUCUCACCCAACAACCCCAGACUCCAGAACAGAGAGGACCGAGGCUGGACCCUAACACCGUGGCAUCCUCUCAGUUGAAUAAAACCGGCAGUAUAAAACGGCGGGACUCCUCCCUAAACUGCAAGGCAGAGGCCAUGUCUCCCGCUACAGACCCAUUUAAAGUCCCCCAGUUUUCUGUUGGUGAAUCACCUGUAGGUGUGACCUCAAAGUUCUCACGGACACAUCAGCUGCAGUCCAGGACACCAGCUAGCAGGGUUGUCAGCAGCACUCCUGUGAGACGCUCAUCAGGGCCCACUUCACAAGGCCUGCCCAGCAGUAUGAGGACUCCUAUGAGCACAAGACGGAUGUCAGCGUUGCCUACACCUGCUAGUCGGCGCCUCUCUGGCCUUCCAUUAAUGACGCCUCAGUCCAUGCCCCGGCCUCUGGUGUCCCCACUAUGUGUGCCUGUCCGCCGACUUUCUUCUGAGCCCAGAAGAAGAUCUACAGUCAGAGUGGAGCUGGCACAGGAGAACGGCAGCAAUGUCAGUAGUGGGCAGGGCCAGGGCCUGUCCUCAGAUGACAGCUCUUCCCCUCCAUCCUCUGUACCUCAAGCACUUAACUUUUCUCCAGAGAAGAGUGACUUUCCUCUUUCCGGAGGCUCCUCCACAGGAGCAGUGCAGGGUGAAGCAGAGCCUCAUGAAGACACGCACCCCAGUGAGGGUCUUCUCCUAGACAUCAAGCUGGACCAGCUCACCAUCACCCCUGAAGCAGGAGACAGAGACCUGGCUGACCGCCCUCUCAUCGACUUCAGCAACACCCCUGAGUCAAACAUGUUUUUGGGACCCAGCAGCUGGCCCCUCAUCGACCUUGUAGUGAACACUCCAGGGGUGGAUAGAAAUGGUGUGGGGAAACCUCCAAAGGCUGAGCUUGGGCAGCUGAUCGACCUGAGCUCCCCCCUGAUCCAACUGAGCCCUGAGGCUGACAAAGAAAAUGUGGACUCGCCACUUCUCAAGUUCUGAGCCGAGUACAAGCCUCCGCCCUUUAGUCUGUUUCCUUCUGUUGUGGCGUUAGACCUGUAGAAGCAAAUUUUAGAAGGAAUUGUAUUUGAUGAGGUUGGGAGAAGCCUGUUAUCCCGCUUGUGUCUGGAGUGGUGCCUAGGUGGGGUCCCCACUGCGGACCUCUGGCUGCCCUGCUCCCUGCC
Psammomys obesus (fat sand rat) is the source of this 2571-nucleotide messenger RNA. RefSeq names its product G2 and S-phase expressed 1 (gene Gtse1). Lineage: Eukaryota; Metazoa; Chordata; Mammalia; Rodentia; Muridae. The transcript is spliced from 13 exons. The record is from RefSeq and is a predicted model, not a curated record. The coding region runs from base 197 to 2389 and encodes 730 amino acids. Gene Ontology annotation, molecular function: microtubule binding. Gene Ontology annotation, cellular component: cytoplasmic microtubule; microtubule cytoskeleton.